This is a messenger RNA of Coffea eugenioides, 2877 nucleotides long. RefSeq lists its product as uncharacterized. NCBI's taxonomy places the organism in Eukaryota, Viridiplantae, Streptophyta, Magnoliopsida, Gentianales, Rubiaceae. Gene Ontology annotation, biological process: protein phosphorylation. The record is from RefSeq and is a predicted model, not a curated record. Gene Ontology annotation, cellular component: chloroplast. Gene Ontology annotation, molecular function: ATP binding; protein kinase activity. Bases 85 to 2514 code for a protein of 809 amino acids. The transcript has 13 exons.
UUCACACAUUUCCGCUCCAAAAACACGCACUCACACAGUCCAAUUAGUUCAAAUUUCUCUAUUUUGUGAAUUUUGAUUCCGUCAAUGGACGCAGCUGCAAGUGUACAGCUGGUCUACUGCGGAAUCAACCCACUGAGACGCACCACACGGCGGCAAAAUACUCUCUCAUCUAAUUUUCAUGACCGUCCAGCUGAUCGUAACGGAUUUUUCCGGAGAAUUAAUGAGAGGAAUGGCGUGGUACGGGCUAUUGCCACGGAGCCAAGACCGGCUGAUACUAAACAGGCAAAUAAUUCUUCUUCUUCGCAGCCGAAAGUUGUUAAUGGAUAUGGAUCCUCCUCUGCAACGACGUCGUCUAAAAAAGUCAAUGGUGUUUCCACAAGAAUGCAGGAUGUUUCACAGGAGAUCAAAAGAGUGAGGGCACAAAUGGAAGAAAAUGAGCAGUUGGCAGUGCUCAUGAGUGGGCUUCGAGGUCAAAAUUUGAAGGAUUCGUUGUUUGCUGAUGAUAAUAUCAAGCUCAGACUAGUUGAGGUUGAUGAAAGCAGUGAGUUUUUACCAUUGGUUUAUGAUCCUGCUAGUAUUGCUGCAUAUUGGGGAAAACGACCACGUGCUGUAGCUACACGUAUGGUGCAGUUGUUGUCUGUUGCUGGAGGUUUUCUUUCACGUAUUGCUUGGGAUAUAAUAAACAAAAAAGUCAAAGAGAAUGAAGUUGCUCGAGCUAUUGAAUUACGAGAGAUUGUAACCUCUCUGGGACCAGCAUACAUAAAGCUUGGGCAGGCAUUGAGCAUUCGACCAGAUAUAUUAUCUCCAGCUGCAAUGAUUGAGCUGCAAAAGCUUUGUGAUAAGGUUCCAUCGUUUCCUGAUGACGUUGCAAUGGCUCUGUUAGAGGAGGAGCUUGGACAGCCGUGGUAUAACAUAUAUUCUGAACUUUCUUCAUCCCCAAUUGCGGCUGCAUCUCUCGGGCAGGUUUAUAAGGGCCGACUAAAGGAGAAUGGGGAUUUGGUUGCUGUGAAAGUACAAAGGCCUUUCGUUCUUGAAACUGUAACUGUUGAUUUGUACAUCAUUAGAAACUUGGGGUUGGUUCUUCGGAAGUUUCCUCAGAUAUCUGUUGAUGUGGUUGGAUUAGUUGAUGAAUGGGCUGCACGUUUUUUUGAAGAACUUGAUUACGUUACUGAAGGAGAAAAUGGAACUACUUUUGCUGAGAUGAUGAAGAAGGAUCUACCGCAGGUGGUUGUUCCAAAAACUUAUCAGAACUAUACAUCAAGGAAGGUUCUUACAACGCAAUGGAUUGAAGGAGAGAAGCUGUCACAGAGUACAGCAAGUGAUGUUGGGGAACUGGUAAAUGUGGGGGUGAUAUGUUACCUUAAGCAGUUGCUUGAUACUGGUUUCUUCCAUGCUGAUCCACAUCCUGGGAAUCUGAUUCGUACUCCAGAUGGGAAACUAGCGAUACUUGACUUUGGCUUAGUAACAAAGCUAAAGGAUGAUCAGAAAUAUGGUAUGAUUGAAGCUAUUGCUCACCUUAUUCAUCGAGAUUAUGAUGCUAUUGUCAAAGACUUCGUCAAACUUGAUUUCAUUCCGGAAGGAGUUAAUUUGGAACCGAUAUUGCCUGUACUGGCCAAAGUUUUUGAUCAAGCAUUGGAGGGUGGGGGAGCCAAAAACAUUAACUUUCAGGAGCUGGCAUCAGAUUUGGCACAAAUUACAUUUGAUUAUCCAUUUAGAAUACCUCCUUAUUUUGCUCUUAUUAUUCGAGCAAUAGGGGUGUUGGAAGGCAUAGCUCUAGUGGGAAAUCGUGAUUUUGCUAUUGUAGAUGAAGCCUACCCAUACAUAGCGCAGAGACUCCUGACUGAUGAAUCCCCACGCCUAAGGAAUGCUUUACGAUAUACAAUCUAUGGAAAGUCUGGUGUCUUUGAUGCUGACCGGUUCAUUGAUGUCAUGCAAGCCUUUGAGAAUUUCAUUACUGCUGCUAAGAGUGGAGGAGGAGAGAAUCUGAGUGGCAGAAUGGCAGAACUUGGUGUCUUACAAAAUCAAUCCAGUUAUAUGCUUCCUGGAUUUCCUACAAGUAGUCCUCAAUCUGUGCAGCCAAUUCAGACAAGAGCUGCCUUAGCAUUUUUAUUGUCUGACAAGGGGAACUUUUUCCGAGAAUUUCUCUUGGACGAGAUUGUGAAGGGAAUUGAUGCAGUAACUAGGGAACAGUUGGUGCAGAUAAUGGCAUUGCUAGGGAUUGGAAAUGUGGCUCCUAUGUUUAGCAUGGUUCCUGCCCUGGGGCCUUUUAGGCCUGCUGCACUUCUACCAUCAAUAACUGAAGAGGACAAAGUCAUAUUAAACAAUGUUGAAAAAAUUAUUGAAUUCUUAACUGCUGGAAGCAUAACUUCAUCAAAUCAGGGUGUCAAUAUUCCUAGAGUUAUCCAAGAGCUGCUUCCUGUUUUGCCGGGCCUCUCAGCCAAAGUGCUUCCUGAGGUUCUCAGUAGGUUAUCUUCACGGGUUAUGGCUCGACUAAUCCGAGAUGCACUGCUGUAAUUAUGAUUUUGUAGCUUACCAUUCAAACGCUUUUGAAAAUGUUCAAAUGUUAAUUUAUAGGAUAUAGUAUUAAAAGAAAAUAUCACAGCGCUGAUUACUGAGUUUCACUUUUUGUAUAUACUGCGGACAAUAGAAAUGGCUACAUACAAUAGAGAUGGAAUCCGAACCAACACGUGUAAUCUUCUACAGUUGCGGACCAGUGCCCUUGCCCAUGCAACCUGCCAAGCGAUUGGAUGACAAGGCAAAACGAGCUUAUUUGAUUGUCUUUUGUCAACUUGAGCACGAUUUUUUCGUCUUUUUUGCGAGUCUUGUCUGUGAAGUUCGUUUUAUGACAAAGCAAUAAACACCAUUUAUUUGCAACUU